AUGAGUCUCGCAGACCCGCUGCCGGUCAUGGAGACGCCCCUGGUGCGAGGAUUGCGGGAUGCGGCGGAGAGCGACAGCGCUGGGCCGCAGGACCCUCCGCGGCGCGACGCGAUGAUGCUUUCAAGCCCUGCGAACGAGUCUGGCGCGUCCUCUGCUGUUGUGCAACACCCGAACCCUGCCGUGUGCCCCAUGUCUGGCGAUUCGAUUGGCAUCUUUGCCGAGCGUGCGCCGACGGAGGGCACUGGCCCAAGCAUCGCUGCUGCUGCUGCUGCUGCUGCUGCUGCUGCUACUGCGAUGGAAGAAGCUGCGAAUCGAAAUUUGGCGCCAACUCUUGAAUCCGCGUUUGUGUUCGCCCAGUCCACCAAGAAAGAGGAGGACGAAGAGAACUUGAAUCAAGACGUGCCGACUUCUCCAGCAAGACCCAUACUUCAGGAUGCAUCAGCCGAUUCCAGCGUGGAUUCGCCCCGGCGUUCGUCGCGACGCGCUUCAGAGGCUGCAUUGCGCGGAUUGCUCGCACGACCAGCGACGACAACGGCAGCCCAGCCUGCGGCCAAACCAGCCGCUCGCCCCGUGUCGGACAAGGUCAAAAAGUCGCAAGCAUCGCCUGCUUCUACAGGUCGCCCUCGUGGUCGGCCCAAGGGAUCCCUCAAAAAUGGCCAACGCACACUGGCCGCCAUGUUCAAGCAGGCGGCUCCAGGCCAAAGCGACGCGGCGGCAGGGCAGAGUGUUUCCGUGAGCGACAGCUCUGCAUCUGACGAGGAGGCUCAUGUGGUUGCACAAGGGGAAGAACCAUCGUCGUCCGAGACCUCGGACAAUGCCAGCGACGAGGAAAGCGAGGAUAGUGACAAAGAACGCAAAGCACGCACAACGCGCAGCAAGCGCAAAAAGCAAGCAGAACCCAUCGAUGUCGAUGCAAUUCCUGCAUUCUUCUUGACGCCAGCUCAGAGAAAGGAACGGCAGCGGCGAGAACAGCUCGCGGCCGCAGAGCUCCCGCCACCCCCACCGCCGACCGAGGAAGAAAAGGAGGCUGCCAAGCAAGAGGCCAUCCGCCAGUUUCGCGCGUCUCGCCAGGAGGUCUCCGAGUGGGAUGCUCGGAUGAAGCAAGAGUGGGGUCGGUCGAGCGAGGCCUCGGGUGGCGUAACAGCUGUUCGCUCCAUCAACGACGUCUUGAAGAAAUUCCAAUCGCCAAAACCCAGCAGCAUCUCAUCCUCCGAGGCCCACCCAGGCCUUGGCCAAGGCACAUUCCUUGUUGAGGUUGACGAUGCUGCUGCUGCUGCUGCUGCUGCUGAUGGUGCCAACGCUGAACCAGCUGCUUCAGAGGUGUCAUCGCUGGUCGUGGCACCCGUGAAUGAGCGGGAUUUGGUCGACGCCCCUUGGCCGGAAAUUUCGCAUACUCGACAGCUGGUGGUUGAGACUGACGAAGCAACAGAGACCAGCAAGGUCCGAAUCUUCCAAGGCCAGACGCGCCCGCUUCCUGUCGCUGACCAGACUGCCGAACUGUUGGCUCCGCUAGCAAGCUGCCUGACUCCGAGCGAAACAAACUCUCCACAACACACCCUUUCGGCAGCCUCCGCGGUCGAUUUGUCCGAUUCUUCCCAGGCACAUCAGCGCGGAGUGUGGCAUCGUGGUCGGGUUUCGCGAGAUGCCUUCCUGGCCGACGUCUUGCGGCGGCACCCGAGCUUCUCCACCGCCGAAUUGGACUGGAUUCUCUCCUCGUAUGAGCAGCGAGUAGGAUCUGAGCAUGUCGCGUGGACUGACAAGUACAAACCAGCCUGCUCUGCGCACCUCAUCGGAAACCAAGACCCGGCCUCGUUCGUUCGACAGUGGUUGGCCGAAUGGAAGGUCUCCCAGCCCUCCUCGGGUACCCCUGCGGCCUUGAUGCCACUCCUUACACAUCCAUUGGGACUGGGUCCAGCUCCCGCAUUGGGUCGUUCGGCGUUCCUUGGGAAUGCAACUACCAAUCAAAGCAGCGACCUGGUAUCUGGCUCGGAGGCUGACAGCAACGAUGACAAUGACGGCGGCGGUGACGACGACGACGACGACGACGACGACGACGACGGCGAGGCCUCAGACGACUCUGAUUUCGAGACGCCUCGACGCAAGAGCAGCAGGCGCCGCUCUACCAAGGCGAAGCUGACCGCCCGCUCUGCGGCAAAGCCAGCUGCACCAGCGAGUGCCGACGCUCAGCAAGACAUUUGCAACACGCUUGUUAUUUCAGGACCGACUGGCACUGGCAAGACCUCGUGUGUGUAUGCGUGCGCGCAGGAAUUGCACUACAAGAUUUUUGAAGUGAACGCUGCGUCGGAUGUAUCAGGUCGGCAAUUGCUUCACAUGCUGGGCGAGGCGACCCAAUCACACCAAGUGGGGACGUUUAUCGCCACCGCCAAUGCCAACUCGGCCAUCCGAAAUGCCUUUUCCACAUUGCUGGGGUCUGCUGCUGCUGCCGCCGCCGCCCCUUCGUCACCUGCGCCAGCCACCCCUUCAAGCAGUGUGCAAACUCCUCUUCCAUCCAAGGGCAAGUCUAUUAGCAGCUUCUUUUCCAAGCCCUCGCCUGGUGCCUCACCUACACCUGCACCCUCUCUCAAGACGACUGGCAAACGCGCCCUUCCAGCGAACCACCAGGAAGACGCUGAAGAUGGUGGUGCGACUGGCAAGAAAACUAGCCCCGCAACCAACUCCAAACGCCCUCGUCUGGUCGUUGCGGAUGACGAGUGUGCAAACGACGGUGUGACCAGCGGUGAAACUGGCAAUGGCGCUGCAUUGCUGGUAGAUUUGGCAGCUGCCUCGUCCAAUUCGACCAUGCCUGCAGCGGUGGGCAGUCUGUUGACCCCGUCCGCUUCAACGCUGCUGGCCACAUCGUCCUCCUUGUCCUCCUUUGCCUCUUCCAACACAAAGGCCGCUGCCUCUUCUCUGAUUCUGCUCGAGGACACUGGCUCGCUGCUGCUUGAGCAGGAUCGUGACUUUUGGACGGCUCUUGCUUCGCUGCAGCACUCAUCCAAGCGUCCUAUCAUCAUCGUGACCGAUCCUGCCCACCACCAGCGUGUCCUAGACCGGUUGUCCGGUGCUUACCUGACAGCGUCCUUCCGCCAGCCCUCCAACGACGAGCUGACGGUGCACCUGAGGCUGAUAUGCUUUGCAGAAGGGAUUUUAACGUCAGAUGCAGAUAUUCGAGCCAUUGUCUCGCAUUGCAAGAUGGACGUGCGUCGCUGUCUCGUCAUCCUGCAAUUCUGGGCGCGAACCGAGCUUGCGCAGUCGCAGUCCGCGCAUGCGCGCAUUCUCCCGCUUGCGACCGGCUCUGAAUUGACCAACGGGCGCGACAUGUUGCUUGCUCGGUUUACGGAGAAUGUGCUCGGCCUCGGGUUGCAUGUUUCGCCGUACCGCUCCACCCUCGAGUUCCUCUCGACUGGAUUGGGUCGAGACUUGAGCCAUCCUCGUCUGCUCUCGGCUAAGCGGGACUUUGUGGCAGAAUGUGCUUCUCGCUCGCUCGAUAUUGUGGGCAGAAACGCGCUUGACUUGCUGAGCAGCCGAAAUCUCAUCAACGUUCGGCUAAGCACCGCGCCGCCGCCCAACAUUUCGGCUGCGACAGAGCUUACGUCAACGUCCAGCGGUUUUGAGAGCAAGGCCGCUGUUGGCAGUGAUGACAACGAUCUGGAAGCACCCUUGCCAACCUCGGCGCCAAGACGACCGCGGCGCAUUAUUGAUGAUGAUUCCGACGACGAGGAGGUGGAUGUCGUUGCACCGAUGGAGAUUGAGCCCGCUCCUUCACUUGUCGAAGCCGCGGGUUCACAAGCGCUGACGUUGCAACAUGCCGCAGCAUUGGCUAGUAUCGAUGUCGUUGCCGACUUGUGGGAGCUUCAAUCUUGGCAGGAUGCGAUGGUGGUGCGCGAUGUAGCCGACAUGCAAGCACGCUCGACAGACUCGGACGGUCGCUCCGCGCCAAGUGUGGCAGACUGGCUAGACAUGCACGCAUCCAUCUCUGUGCAUGGUCUCCAUCAGGCCGCCCACAAGGGCGAGCUCGUCCGCAAUCAAUGCUCGCAUCUUCUUCAGCAACAGAUGGACACAAGCGAAGGCGUUAGUGAAGGAGUUGGCCCGGACCAGCCACCCUCCGUCUCGUGUCCCAAGACAGACCCAUCCAGUCCGUUAACAGACAGUAUUCAAGAGCUUACGUGGCCUGACGCGACGGUCGCUGCCAUGCGACUUCGUGUGGUUAGUGACUCCAACUACAAGCGAAUUACGCCAUGCGUCUUCCGGCUGUGCUCGCCAAUGUACCACACGCAGCGCCAGGUAGUUUCGACAACACUUAUGCCCAUGCUGAGGCUCAUGUACCAGAACGAGCUCCUUCGCAUGGCGAGCAACUCGAAGCGACGCUUCCAUAGUUACUUUGCAGCGCUCCCGCUCAAGAAGGAAGACACUGCCCUGUUGCAGCAAACUUUCCUCGAAGCGGAGGAUCGGCUCGUCAACACCCCGCUUGCGAGGAUAUGCAUCUAAGACAGUCAUUGUCCCAGGGUCUUGGGCGCUCUACGAUCUUAGCGGUCUAUGAGCUUGUUGGAGCUUUCAACCUGUCGUUAGGAAUAAACUUGUUUUGUUGGC
Messenger RNA from Capsaspora owczarzaki ATCC 30864, 4590 nucleotides. RefSeq lists its product as hypothetical. The transcript has 3 exons. Gene Ontology annotation, molecular function: DNA binding; DNA clamp unloader activity; ATP hydrolysis activity. Lineage: Eukaryota; Filasterea; Ministeriida; Capsasporidae. The coding region runs from base 1 to 4488 and encodes 1495 amino acids. The record is from RefSeq and is a predicted model, not a curated record. Gene Ontology annotation, cellular component: nucleus.